CUGCGGCUGCUCACUUACUCGGCUCCUGGAUUCGAGUGCUGUGUUCAAGGUGAGUUUCUUUUCAGCAUCGCGGCCUCUCGCAGAAAUUCAGGCACAAUGGCUCCUACAAGGAAAUUCUUCGUGGGUGGAAACUGGAAGCUGAACGGUGAUAAGAAGAGCCUAGGCGAGCUGAUACACACCCUGAACUCCGGGAAAAUCAACGCCGACACGGACGUGGUGUGUGGAGCUCCCACCAUCUACCUGGACUUCGUGCGCUCCAAGCUGGACUCCAAGAUGGGCGUGGCAGCUCAGAACUGCUACAAGGUGGCAAAGGGAGCGUUCACUGGGGAGGUCAGCCCGGCGAUGAUCAAGGACUGCGGGGUGUCCUGGGUCAUUCUGGGGCACUCGGAGAGGCGCCACGUAUUUGGGGAGUCUGACGAGCUGAUUGGCCAGAAGGUGGCGCACGCCCUGCAGGAGGGCCUGGGGGUCAUUGCCUGCAUCGGGGAGAAGCUGGAUGAGAGGGAGGCUGGCAUCACUGAGAAGGUGGUGUUUGAACAGACCAAGGCCAUUGCAGACAAUGUGAAAGACUGGAGCAAGGUGGUUCUGGCUUAUGAGCCAGUGUGGGCCAUCGGAACUGGCAAGACCGCCAGCCCCCAGCAGGCUCAGGAGGUGCAUGAGAAGCUGCGGCAGUGGCUGAAGACCCACGUGUCGGAGGAGGUGGGCGGAGCCGUGCGCAUCAUCUACGGGGGCUCUGUGACAGCGGCUACCUGUAAGGAACUCGCCUCCAAGCCCGACGUUGACGGUUUCCUUGUGGGCGGGGCAUCGCUCAAACCAGAGUUCAUAGACAUCAUCAACGCGCGCCAGUGAACUUCUAAAAUGCAUGCAGCUUCCUGUCUGGCAAGAUGGAAGAUCCCCCAAUUUUUUUUUUCAAAUCUUCAAUUGUUUCAGAACAUAUGAAUUGUUUUGCCUGUGUUCUUGGUUUCCUGUAACUGUUCAGCUGUAAAGUUCACGGCGACACAGGCGUACUGUUGGUAUUGACUGUAAGUUUUUCCUCUCAAUGAAACCUCACUGUAGUUUGUCACUUUCACAGUGGUUGUAUUUUUUUCCACCAAUUAGAGGGGUGUUGCCACCCUUCAUAGCCUUUGUGCUGUUGGUUACCUGAAUUGUCACAUGCCUGUUCUGUUCAAUCUAGCCAAUAAACAAACCCUAGAAACACAA
This is a messenger RNA of Acipenser ruthenus (sterlet), 1197 nucleotides long. RefSeq names its product triosephosphate isomerase 1b (gene tpi1b). The record is from RefSeq and is a predicted model, not a curated record. Gene Ontology annotation, cellular component: cytosol. Gene Ontology annotation, biological process: glyceraldehyde-3-phosphate biosynthetic process; glycolytic process; gluconeogenesis. The transcript is spliced from 7 exons. The coding region runs from base 97 to 846 and encodes 249 amino acids. Gene Ontology annotation, molecular function: triose-phosphate isomerase activity. NCBI's taxonomy places the organism in Eukaryota, Metazoa, Chordata, Actinopteri, Acipenseriformes, Acipenseridae.